AUGAGAGUGGUAAUUUUAGGAUCAACCGGUUUUGCUGGAGGAGAAAUCUUGAAGAAGUUAAUUGAUAAUGCUGCUGUUGAAUCUAUCACCACUAUAACAAGAUCUAAAGUUGAAAUUGACAAUGAAAAGAUCCAGCAGGUUGUUAUGCCUUUAGAUCAAUGGUUUAGCGAUGCCAACAAUUUCAAAGAUAUUGAUGUAGCUAUUAGUUCUUUCGGAACGACUAGAGCUGGUGCUGGAGGUCUUGAAAACUUUAAGAAGAUUGAUUAUGGUACCAAUCUUGAAUUUGCUAAAAUGUGUAAGGAACAAUCAAUCCCCAAAUUCAUUUUGGUAAGUACUGCAAUGGCAAGUCCCAAUUCCAUGUUGCCGUAUCUCAGAAUCAAAGGUGAAUUAGAAAGAGAUAUUAGAGCUUUGAACAUUCCCAACAUGUUUUUCUUAAGACCCGGUGGGAUUCAAGGUGAUAGAAAACUCAAUUCUUAUCACGGGAAUACAGAACAAUUCUUUUUAAAACUCGGUUUAUACUGGCCAGUUAAUUACUUUCUUAGAUGUGUAAAGGUUGAAUCUGUAUCAGACUGUGUGAAUAAAUUAUUGGUGAAAGAAGGUACUAAGGUUAUUGAGUAUAAGGAUCUUAACGAUGGCAAUUAUUAG
Messenger RNA from Yamadazyma jaroonii, 645 nucleotides. NCBI's taxonomy places the organism in Eukaryota, Fungi, Ascomycota, Pichiomycetes, Serinales, Debaryomycetaceae. The record is from the annotation of a GenBank genome assembly.